Gymnodraco acuticeps is the source of this 2797-nucleotide messenger RNA. Its product is annotated as vitamin D3 hydroxylase-associated protein-like. Gene Ontology annotation, molecular function: amidase activity; fatty acid amide hydrolase activity. Gene Ontology annotation, biological process: fatty acid catabolic process. Lineage: Eukaryota; Metazoa; Chordata; Actinopteri; Perciformes; Bathydraconidae. The record is from RefSeq and is a predicted model, not a curated record. Bases 262 to 2019 code for a protein of 585 amino acids. The transcript is spliced from 16 exons.
CAACUCUCAUAGGAAUGAAUGAGGCCCCGCCUCCCACGCUGUAUCCAGUUCUUAUUAUACAUCCAUGCAAGCACACAGCUGACGGUAAACGGGACGGUAUGGACCGGGGAGGCGACGGCCGUCAAACUAAUAUAUACCAUUGUAUUAUCACCCUGAAGUGAAAUAAGUAUUUGAUACUGGACAGUUUUUGUUUUAUUCUUAUCUAAAACAUUAUUAUUCUUAUCGGAAAAUAUUUCCCCAACAAGAGCCUCAGUUAGCAUCAUGGAGGGCGUACAGCGGUAUCUGGAGAAUGUAGAGCCCCGGACAGCGGCUCUAUUUACGUCUGCAGCCUGCAUGAUAGGGACCGUGGUGGUGCUGCUGCAGAAAGGCUACACUCAACGGGAGGCAAAGGCUAAGAUCCAGAAGGCACAUAACCGGAGGACCGACAGCCUGCAGCGGGCUGAGCAUGCGGUGCUGCAGUACAACAAGUCGCAUCCAGAGACCGACUCCGCUCUCAUCCUGACGCUGUCUCUCUCUGAGCUGACAAAGAAACUGCAGGAAGGCUCGCUCAACCCUGAGGAGGUGUUUUACUCUUACAUGGAAAAGACUCUGGAUUUGAAUAAAGAUCUGAACUGCUGCACUGGGAUCCUGUUGGAGAGUUUCGAUCAGAUGAAAACUCUUGACUCUAACAGGAAAGGUCUCUUGUAUGGAGUCCCAGUUAGCAUCAAAGAAAACUAUGGAUACAAGAAUUCCGAAUCUUCUUGUGGUGUUGUCAUUAAUCUGGACCACCCUGCCAAGAAAGACAGCGUUCUUGUUGAAGUUCUGAAGAAACAAGGGGCUAUUCCUUUUGUGAAAACAAACAUACCCCAAGCCCUACUAAAUUAUGAAUGCAGUAACCCUAUCUUUGGGCAGACCUUGAACCCGCACAACCCCCUGAAGACCAGCGGAGGAUCCUCCGGCGGGGAGGGGGCUCUCAUCGGGGGAGGGGGCUCCCUGCUGGGGAUGGGCAGUGAUAUAGGGGGUAGCAUCCGUUUACCCGCCUCCUUCUGUGGGAUCUGUGGCUUCAAGCCAACUCCAGGUCGACUCAGUACACAGGGUUUGAGCUCCAUUUAUCGAGGGCAAAAAUCAAUGCCGUCUUGUGCUGGACCCAUGGCGAGGGAUGUGGACAGUCUGGCUCUGUGUAUGCAGGCGCUGCUGUGUGACCACAUGUUCUCUUUGGACCCCACUGUCCCACCCGUGCCUUUUAAUGUGCAGAUUUACCAGAGCUCCAAACGUCUCCGGAUCGGUUACCAAGAAAGCGACGGCUACACACAACCGUCUCCAAGCAUGGCCCGCAGCGUCAGAGAGGUCAAAGCUCUGUUAGAGGCAGCAGGGCACACGUUGGUGCCCUACCGUCAUCUGAAUCUGGAAUACGUUCUAGCUGAACUGGUUGUAAAAGGUAUUCUGGCAGACGGAGCCACCACUCUGCUCCAAAAACUAGAGGGCAGCCCUGUGGACCCUUCUCUCAGAGCACAGAUUGUACCGUACACUCUUCCUAUAUGGUUGAAGAAAACCCUCUCAUUUCUGCUCAAGCCCUUUUCUACUCGGGCUUCCGUUGUUCUAGGAGGUCUCUGUGGAGUUGGAUCCAUUCAAGAUCUGUGGAAGCAGCAUGCUGCAGUUGAGGACUACAUUCAGGAAACGAUAGCAGAGUGGAGGAAAUGCAACAUAGACGCUCUGCUGUGCCCUGUGACCGGACCGGCCUACAACCACCUCUUCUGCGGCAAGCUCACCAGCGCUGUGUCUUACACGCUGAUUUUCAAUCUCCUACAAUUUCCUGCCGGAGUUGUUCCUGUUUCCACUGUGACGGCAGAGGAUGAGGAGGAACUGAAGCACUAUAAAGGCGUUUAUCAGGAUCAGUGGGACAAGCUCUUCAAACAGGCUGUGUGUGGAGGCGAGGGUCUGCCCGUGGGGGUGCAGUGCGUCACUCUGCCGUGGCAGGACGAGCUGUGCCUGCGCCUCAUGAAGGAGGUGGAGCAGCUGGUCAAACAGAGCAAAGCGUAAAGGAGGACACAGAAGAAGUAUGAGGAAAAACACAAUCAAUGUUUGGGAGAAGGAAGUGCUUUAAUAUUAGGAGUUUCACUGUUCUGCUAUAUAAGGAUUAACUCAGGCAUUUUCUGCUCAUUGGCUUUUUUAGAUCCAUAAUUAAGAUUUGAUAAAUGUUAAAGGGAAUAUUCAUGUUUACUGAUUUGAAAACGGUACACCUUCUUUGUUUAUCUGUUCGUUAACAUUGUUUUAAUUUGUCUUGCACUACUAAAACAUGAACUUAGCUUUUACUGCUUUUAAAUGUGGGUUUUCUCCAGAAGUUUUUCCUUGUACGAUGUGAGGGUCUAAGGACAGAGGGUGUCGUAUUGUCAUACUGAUAUUCUGUACAAACUGUGAAGUCCACUGAGACAAAUGUAACAUUUGUGAUAUUGGGCUAUAAACAUUGAUUGAUUGAAAUGAACAGUGUUACUGACAUUGACAGGCUUGAUUAUAGGGUGUUUCGGCAAAAUUCAGCAUCCUGAACAUUGAACAUGAAACAGUGUUUUUUCAGUUGGCAUAAUGUUUAACAUAAUAUCGCAUGAGAAUGAAAUACAUGCUGGAAAAUAAAUUGACCUCACAACAGCGUUAUGCAAACAGUGCAUAGCAACCACACACACAACGUUUUGUGAGUUAGGGUUUAUAAUGAAUAAUGUUGGCACCUAAUUCAUACAGUAUGUGUCUUUUUUACAAGAACUGACAGAUUUCUGUGAUGUGAUGACAAAAAAUACAAUAAAAUGACUGAUUUAUCACAAGUAAA